Cinclus cinclus is the source of this 1305-nucleotide messenger RNA. RefSeq names its product protein prenyltransferase alpha subunit repeat containing 1 (gene PTAR1). The record is from RefSeq and is a predicted model, not a curated record. Gene Ontology annotation, biological process: protein prenylation. Gene Ontology annotation, cellular component: cytoplasm. The transcript is spliced from 7 exons. The coding region runs from base 1 to 1305 and encodes 434 amino acids. Gene Ontology annotation, molecular function: protein prenyltransferase activity. Lineage: Eukaryota; Metazoa; Chordata; Aves; Passeriformes; Cinclidae.
AUGGCCGAGUCGCCGGAGGAGGUGGCGGUGCUGGUGCAGCGGGUCGUGAAGGACAUCCGCAACGCCUUCCAGCGGAACCCACACAUAGAUGAAAUUGGACUAAUACCCUGCCCUGAAGCCAGAUAUAACCGGAGCCCUAUUGUCCUGGUAGAAAACAAGCUUGGUGUGGAGAGUUGGUGUGUGAAGUUUCUUUUGCCAUAUGUCCACAAUAAACUUCUUCUCUACAGACAGAGAAAACAGUGGCUGAACAAGGAUGAGUUGAUAGAUAUCACAUGUACCCUGCUACUACUGAACCCCGACUUCACCACUGCUUGGAAUGUGAGGAAAGAAUUAAUUCUAUCUGGCACUUUAAAUCCACUUAAAGAUUUGCAUCUUGGAAAACUGGCGUUAACCAAGUUUCCAAAGAGUCCAGAAACAUGGAUUCAUAGACGAUGGGUGCUGCAACAACUAAUUCAGGAAAACUCCUUGCCCAGUCUUGCAACUAAAGGAAACUUGGGAGUAGCACCUGUGGAGAGAAUUCACCGACUAGUGCAGGAGGAAAUGAAUGUCUGCUCCGAAGCUGCUGGGAGAUAUCCAAGCAACUACAAUGCCUGGUCCCAUCGCAUCUGGGUUUUACAGCAUUUGGCAAAGCUCACUGUCAAGGUUCUCCUCGAUGAACUAUCAUCCACUAAAUAUUGGGUGUCCAUGCAUGUCUCGGACCAUAGUGGAUUCCAUUACCGCCAGUUCUUACUCAAUUCCUUGAUACACAGAAUGGUGACUGAUAACAACAUACAACAAAAUCAAACGGUGAAUGAACAAAACCCUAGCCUUCAGAGGGAGGAAGAGAGUGCAGGGACAGAAGAUGCCUGUACAGAGGAGCAAAGCGUGGAUCUCCCGCGCCGUUUUGAUGAAGAGAUGGAACUCUGCAGUGAACUGAUUGAUAAUUACCCAGGUCAUGAAACCUUGUGGUGUCAUAGAAGGUGUGUAUUCUACCUUCAACAGCACAUAAGCAACAAACGUCCUCUCGUGAAUGCAGUGGUAUCAUCUGUGGACAGCAGUGAUGAAAGUCUGAAUAAUUCCCACCAUAGUCCUGCAACAAGUCACAUGGCACAAGCUAUGGAUGUUGAUGGUUUGAAUGAAUCCUGCAGCAAACAAAGUUAUACCCAAGAAACAAAACGCCUGAAGCGUGCUCCUGUGCAGGACUCUCUUGGUCCAGAAAUGGAAUACCGGUUUGUUGAUAAAGUAUUAUCAACUUGUAGGGAUGCGGACCAAGCCAGGUUUGCUACUGCUUACAGAAAAUGGUUAGUUACUUUUUUAGGUCAGUGA